GGUCAAGCACUUCUGCACACGAACUUUUUAUAAGUCACGUUAAUUAUUAUAGAGUAAUUAGUAACUGAAUCCCCACUUUACGAGUUCUAUUUACUCGAACAGUAUUGCAGUUUUCACAGCAUAUGGAAUAUUAAUUACGCCAUACAGCACAACGAUUUAACAUAGACCGAUCGAGACACUCUUAAUUUUCUAUAAACUAAGGUACGAGUACGAAAUAUUUUAUGCAAAUAGUGUAGAACGUAAAAAAAACAUAGGAGCCAGAAAGCGUGAUACAUACAAAAAUCACUUAAAAAACUAUAUUACAAAAAAAAUUGUUUUCAUCGCAAUUGCGUUUCUUUGGAUUUCGGUCGAUAUACCUUUUUCGAGUAAGUCCGAGUACUGCGAUAAUUUACACAAAGGAGUUACUACUAAACAUCUUCGGAAGAACAUCGCAUCGCGUCGAUGAAAUUGGAGAAUUGCAUGGUGCCUAAUGUGUCGGUGAUGAAUACAGCCCUGAAAAUUGUGGCGGCGAAGCCGCCAAGAGGCGCGCGCAGUCCACGAAAUAUCCAAGCGUUUCCCCGCGGCCGACAUGUUCGCGCGGCCAACAGCUGUUCCGAAAGGCGAGCGAACUCCCCAUCGUAAUCUGGGUCAUGGAAACUGCGCAAAAUGGGUUGCACUUGCACCGAAAACGCGCAUUUCUUCAAAAACCGGCGGAUCGCCUCGGGAAUUUCGCCUAAUCCUAUGGACGGAACUAGCACGCGAUACGUUGCUGUCCACACUAUAAAUUGCCAUUCGAAAUAUGCAACCUCCUCCGAGCAGCCGUUGCAUAUCUGUCAACGUGCUUGACUGGUUCCCGACGAGAGAGCCGUACGUGGAUUGGCCGAGGAUUUUCGGACAUCGACCUACGCGCGAGCCUCGAAACGUGCUAAUCACAGAAUGCGUGUAGACGAUAUUUCGUCGAAUAUACCACGUGCCCGCGUGAAUAAUCCCGUCUUAAUGUCUUACGCCCGGUAUUUCUUCCUUUGGAAUCUUUUAUCGAACCGUCCCGUACAAUUUUCUCUUCGACGCCGUACGAAGUCGGGCACAGCCCACGUGAAACGUAAUCGGUAUCCCUUGAAUACGUACACGGCACCACGUGAUUGAUUUGGUAUUUUCGUUUAACCUUUAUAAUACUCGUAAUUUGUAAGUUCUUUCAGAAAUGCUAUUAUCACGAUUGUACACGUCCAGUAAUUGGUUCACACACGAUUCAGAUUGAAACAAUGUUGAGCCAACGAUGAAUUCUAAUUUCGUCUGAUACUUGAUUAUAUGCUAUACGUUUUUAGACUAACAAACUUGUUAUUAAUCAAGAUAAUAUAAACAUUAAAAAGACUCGGAAAGAUAAAAUAUAUUUUGUAUAAUAAGAAUUUCACAUUGUACAUUGCACAUUGCAAUAAACAAAUUUGCCAUAAAAUGUUUAAGAACGUAGUUGUAGGCAUAUCUGGUGGAGUUGAUAGUGCUGUUGCAGCAUUUAUGUUAAAAAAUAAAGGAUUCAAUGUCACUGGAGUAUUUAUGAAAAAUUGGGAUAUACUUGAUGAAACUGGAAGGUGUGCAACUGAAAAAGAUCAUGAACAUGCACUAUGGGUGUGUAAUAAAUUAAGAAUUCCUCUUGUAGAAGUCAAUUUUGUAAAAGAAUAUUGGAAUAAUGUCUUCAGCUACUUGAUAGACCAUUACGAAAAAGGGAGGACACCAAAUCCUGAUAUUCUAUGUAACAAAUAUAUUAAAUUUGACAAAUUUUUUCAUUUUGCGCGUACUGAACUUCAUGCUGAUGCUAUUGCAACUGGACACUAUGUUAGAACCAGUUUUGGACCAUAUCUUGAACAUUUCAAACCAGACACCGGCGUUCAUUUACUUAAAGCACGAGAUAAGAAUAAAGAUCAGACAUUUUUCUUGUGUCAAAUACCUCAGCACACAUUGCGAUAUUCUAUGUUUCCUCUUGGAAAUCAUUUGAAAAAUAAUGUCAAACAAAUUGCCAAAGAAGCUGGAUUAGAUUUAAUUGUUCGUAAAAAGGAAAGCAUGGGUAUAUGUUUUGUGGGGAAACGAAAUUUUCAAGAUUUCAUAUCCGAGUACAUAUCCGACAAACCUGGGGAUUUUGUAGACUUGGAUAGUGGUCAAGUAGUUGGAAAACAUUUGGGCUUUCAUCAUUGGACCAUAGGUCAGAGAACUAAAAUUGCAGGUAGUCUGGAAGCAUACUUUGUGCAGAAGAAGGAUGUAGUAACGAAUAAUAUAAUUGUAGUUCGAGGAACACAUCACCCAGCACUGUAUUCAAAUUUUAUGAUGGCAGAAUCUGCUUAUUGGAUACACAAAGAACCGGAACAAUUUAAUAAUUAUUUCAGAAUAUUAAAUUGUGACUUUCGUUCUCAGCAUAGAUAUCCUGUAAUAUCUUGCUUACUUCACAAAACUAUAAAUGAUCAAUUACUAAUUCGAAUUAGCCUACCUGCAAGAGCAGUUACAGAUGGACAGUUUGCUGUUUUCUAUAACGACGAAGAAUGUUUGGGCAGUGCCCCGAUUGUAUGCACUGGCCCAUCAUAUCAUUCUCUUAAACAAGAAGUGAAUGUUGAACAAUUGCCAGAUUAUUACAAACCCGAGGAAGAAUUUGCACAUGCAACUGUGUAAUUUACAAUACAUAUUUGACAGUAGCAUACUGUAAAAUAUACUUUUUUGGUAAAAAAUAAACUGGAAAAUAU
This is a messenger RNA of Colletes gigas, 2702 nucleotides long. RefSeq names its product mitochondrial tRNA-specific 2-thiouridylase 1. The record is from RefSeq and is a predicted model, not a curated record. NCBI's taxonomy places the organism in Eukaryota, Metazoa, Arthropoda, Insecta, Hymenoptera, Colletidae. Gene Ontology annotation, molecular function: sulfurtransferase activity. The transcript has 8 exons. The coding region runs from base 1429 to 2631 and encodes 400 amino acids. Gene Ontology annotation, biological process: tRNA wobble position uridine thiolation. Gene Ontology annotation, cellular component: mitochondrion.